CGUUCAGGUCUUGGGGUCCGGCCCUCCCUUGCACCCGCUCCAGAGGCGGCUUCCGGGCUUCCAAAGGCUGACAGCGCGCUUCUGACCUUUCUUUAGAGGUGGGAGGAGCGGAACCGAGCUUGCCCUCCACCCGGAGCUGAAGGCGUUCGCGGCCGUUCAACUCACGUUCAGAACGGCCUGUAUGAACUUCGCACAUUUUUAUUGUUGCUGUGAAUGAAGGGAAGUCGCUAAUACUGAUUUCUCUCUUGUGGUGACAUUUUCGGAAUGGCUUCCUUUGGAUGGAAGAGGAAAAUUGGCGAGAAGGUCUCAAAGGUCACUUCCCAGCAGUUUGAAGCUGAAGCAGCUGAUGAGAAGGAUGCAGUUGAGAAUGAUGAAGGGAACUGGCUUCAUGCCAUUAAACGUAGGAAAGAAAUUCUCCUUGAAGGCUGUGUUGAGAAAAGUAAAAAGCUGAAGGAUGAAGGAGCCAAUUUGGCUGAAAAUAAAAGAUACCGAGAGGCAAUUCAGAAGUGGGAUGAAGCACUGCAGUUAACCCCAGAUGAUGCUACCUUGUAUGAGAUGAAAUCACAGGUGCUAAUGUCUCUUCAUGAAAUGUUCCCAGCAGUACAUGCAGCAGAAAUGGCUGUCCAGAGAAAUCCACAUUCAUGGGAGUCUUGGCAAACUUUGGGACGUGCUCAGCUUGGAUUAGGAGAGAUAGUCCUGGCAAUUCGAAGUUUUCAAGUAGCCCUUCACAUCUAUCCAAUGAACCCUGAAAUAUGGAAAGAAGACCUUUGUUGGGCAAGAACACUCCAGGAGCAGCAGAGGGUUGCACAGAGUAUUAGACCAUGUGAAGUACCAGCAGAAGUAACACAUUUCUCACCGAAGUCAAUUCCUGACUAUGACUUUGAAAGUGAUGAGAUUGUUGCUGUUUGUGCCGCUAUUGCUGAAAAACAGAAGACAGUUUCAGCAAAUAAAACCAUGGUUAUUGUGUCAGCUUCUGGGGCUGUAGAGACUGUUACUGAGAAGGAAGAUGGUGCUACAUCACCAGAUGGCUCUGUUUUUAUCAAAGCCCGAUGAAGCAUGGCAGAAAUUAUUUGAAUCUGUCUUUUUGAUUGCCACUUCAGGUAUUAGGUGUACGGCUAUUUACUCUGGAGAAACGUGGCAAAACUCUCAUUUGAAAAAAAGUUUUUCAGAUGAGGCAUAUCAAAACUAAAUGGUAGAAUUACCGUAUAGUGUUUGGAUUAUGUUUUGAUAAGUUAUGAUUUAAACUUCUUAAGAUUAGAAUUCUGAGUACCAUAGUUUUGAUUAAUAAACUUAAUCCUAAGGUAUAAGUGAAUACAUUUUAAAAACAACUUGAAAAGUGAAUUCUCAAAUAGUGAAUAACCUCAUGGCCAGUGUAAUUAAAAUGUUGACUCUUUGAUUUUUGUUUUAUGAUAAAGGAUUUCAGUUAUUUCCUUCUUUCCUAGAAACAUACUGCUUCUUACUAUUCACUCUUCUGUUUUUCUUGUUUUAUUAGAGUAAACCUGUAAUGUACUCUUACUUUUUGACGUUUAUUUUGAUUCAAAGUGGUCAUUUGGUUAUAUAUGGAGUCCUUGAAAAUUCUUCUGAAAAUGCAUGCAGAUAUGUACAUUCUGAACAUUUUCUGGAGUUUCUCUUAAUUCUGAUUACAUUUUGACUUUAAAAUUAUUAUAGCAGUGGUAGUUGCUUCCUUCAGUAUUAGAUGUGUGAAGUACUGAUAAAUGUCAGAAUGAUGGUUUUAUUUUUUUAGUUGUUGAAGUAGAUAGAGUAGUCCUUCUCACAAGUGAGUCAUUUUCAAGAUGUGCAUUUUUAAAAUUAAUGGCUUCUAGGUAUGUCAUAACAGGUUACACUGUUAUGUUGUCCCAAAUGAAAGCAGUAUUUUCUUAUCCUUAUCUUUAAAAGCUUAAAAAACCCUGAAAAUAACUAUCUCUUGAUUAUAACUUUACAGCUGAUGGUUUGGAAUUCCUUUCCUAGAUAACUUUUUUAGAAGUACUCAGUUAAAUGAGAAAUCAUCACAAUUUUGAAGAGCUAAAGUAUAUCUUUCUAAAAAUAAAAAAAGUAGGGAUGUUAUUAUUAAAGUACCAAUGAGUGAAUAACUCUGGCACAGCAUAUAUACAUACUGAAGUGUGACUUGUGGAAUGAUCCCAUGUGUAGAGAAGGAUACAUUUGAAGAAAUCUUUCCAUUGAAAGGCCACAGCUGCAUUCACAAAUCAAUACUGUCAUUGUUAUUGUGAAUUAUUAUUUUUAUACUACAUAUAUUAUAGUACAAGUAUAUAGAACUGCUGGGUACUGUUACUUAAUGAUACUCAGAAAGCUAUUAUUUGUGAAAAAUUAAUUUUAUCUUUGUUAAAGAUGAAUAAGCCACUUUAUUUUAAGAAAAUUUACCACAUCCUAUUGGAGCAUGUGAGUAAUGGUCUACAUUUUUCUGAGAUGAUUUUAAAAGUUUUUCAUUUAGUGGAAUGCUUACCUUUUUUUCAGAGUUGGAAAAGGUAGCACUUGUCGUGAAUAGUAUAUUUUUUUCCCCGAAGUUGUAUCAGAAAGUUAGCUCUGGUUAGAGAAGUUAGUUUUAGAGUGAUACAAAAAAUAAAUAUCAUAGUUUAUUUUGUUUAAUAAAGAAUAGUCUUAAAGGGUAGCUAGUUGGGUAUUAAGUGAGCACUCACCAUUUGGUAUGUUGAUUUGAGUGAGGGGCAUGUGUUUUUUGUGCAAUUUGUUAUAAAUAGUUUUGUCUGUGUUUUAAAGAUUUGCCUCUUAUUUUGUGUUGCGAGUUUUUGAAAAAUUGGAUGUAUUUAUUUAAUUUUUUUCUUAACAUGAAAAUAAAAUAUGUAAAGCACCUUGUGUGGUGUCUCACAUAGGAAGAACUCAGUAAAUUUUAGUUAUUUCUAUGAAGAGCUUGAAUUAGUUUGGAGAUAUUUAACCUAAGUUUCUUUUGAUUUUAAGAAAGGGGGAGAACUGUAUAAUUUUUUCCUUAUCUAAAAUUGAGAAGUCACUACUUCUGAUAAUAGAGGACAGAUGGUUGUCAGUUGGGGCUUAUUCUUGGCAUAAGGUCUAUAUGCCUCAAACCCAGAAGAGGUAGCCACUAACUUCUGUUAAAGAACUUAGUGUUUCCUCUGUAUUGACAUUGGUAGGCUAGAUUAGUCUCUUCUUUACUCAGCUAUAAGGUAUAAGCUGGAAAAGAAAAAGGAAAAAGGAAUUACAGAGAGAAAAAGGUAGCUCAUUUCUCCAGGCCCCAAAAGAUGCUUAGCUAACACUUUUCUAUGCAUGAAGAGAAAAACGCACACAUUGUUUCAUAAGGAUGUGCAUACUAACACACAGACAUUGACUAAGCUUGUUAACUGUAAUAACAAGUCCCUUUGAAUCUGAAAGAAAACAAUGUUCAUGAUAGUGAUAAAAUUAAAGAUGUUUAAUACACCUUCUGAAGCAACACUAAUUUUAAAUACUAAAAUUAUAUUAAAUAUAAUUUAUAUUAUUCUUGUUUGAAAAUUGUAUGGUGUUGACAUUCAUUAGUUGGAACACAACACAUCCAAGCCAUGCCUGAUAAUUUGAGAAUCACAUAUUAUUGUCUAGACAACAGGUUCUCAGAUUAUACAGUAUUUAUCCUAAAUGUGCUGACAAAUAUUACAAAAGCACUGAAAAGUCAUGCAAUGUAGAGAUCACAGAACCUCGGUUGACUGCAAUUGGGUUCUAUGUACAAAAUUUCAUGUAGAGGUCUUAGUAUAAAAGUUGAUGUUACAUGGCAAAACUGUAAUGAAGACUUAGAUAACAAAUGCUUUGUCUCAGGAAGCUAGAGUUCCCAUGAUUAUCACUGACCAGUAUAGCCUUUUCAAUUGGAAAAUUAUGCUUUAUGUAAUGUCAAAAGCUUGUUUCACUGCCUUUUCCAGCAGUAAGAAUAUUGUCAAUGCUUUUUAAAAUUUCAGUCUUUGUGACUCAGAAGCCAUUCCGAAUUGACUCUGGGCAGGCCAUUCUGAGCUUUGUUUUCAUGACAUACAAUCUAAAUGAGUUGCAAGUUGACCUAAGAACCAUAGUUCCAUAACUAUCUUCCAAUCAAUGGGAUAUUAAGUAUGUUUUUUUCUGAGAGAUUUUUAUUAAACUGAUGGUGUACUUUAUAAUGAACACCAUUUUAGGAUAUAGAAGGAAUGUGUUUUUUUAAAACCCAUAUUACAACACAAAAAAUUUAUAAAUGACUUACUCAUUACCAAAGUAAAUAAAAUGAAAUAUGUCACUUAGUCACUUGCAGUUAAAUAUGCAUACUUAAAUGAAAGAGAAGGGAUGACUAGUGUACCAUGCAUGAAUUGUGCCUUAAUGUAUGUUGUAUGUGGACUUCACCUAUUUGUAUGCUAAGGUGGAAGAAGGGUUGAGAAAUGCUGUGUACACUUUGUUGGGAAGGCAGAGGGUGGGGAUAGCUUCCUUUCACAGUGCUUCUGUGGACAUCCAUUAACCAAGAAAUCCUGGUCUCUCCCCUUCCUCUUCCCUCUCACCUCCCCAGGAGAGGGAGUUGAGGAUGAAGAACUGGACAUGCAAGGUCCUUUCUCCCCUUUUUCUUGGAUUUGUCAUGCCUGCAGAGAACCUAUGUUGUGUUCUCUUGUCAGACCUGUAAGCUUUGUAGUGAAAGCUUUUUGCCUCUGCAAGAGGAGACCUGUGGUCAUGCAGACUGUCCAUGCCUCGGUGAGCUGGUCUGUCUGGUUCUGGGUUCAAUAGUAGUUGGCCAUUGUUGGCAUGUCCUCUAACCUUGAUUUUUUAGGUAGUAAAUCUGGCAUAAUUAAAUCUCCAUCUGCCUGUCCCUUUCUGUCUCCCUAGUGCCUCAGAAAUCAGGAGGAGACAAAGGGUAUUAGUUUAUGACUCCUCAACCCCAACAAAAAUUACUGCAGAUUAUAUUUCAAAGUAAGCAUGAGACAAACAUCGAAUUGGGAAAUUUCUUCAAAUCAUGGAAAUUCUAUUGCAAAUAGGUAAUGUUAAUUACAAGGGAACAUGUAAACAUUAGUUUAGGUAUUUAAAACGUCUACCAACUUGGAAUUGUGAUAGACUACAAUAAUUGGAAGGAAAGAAUGUGAAAAUUGUCAUACCCUCUGCCCACCCUGUCCACUUCCUUAAGAGUAUAAUUUACUUAAAAUAAAGUGCAGCCAUUAUAAGUUCACAGUUUGAGGAGGUUUGGCAAAUGUGAACAACCAUGCAAUCACCACUACUAUCCAGAUGUAGAAUAUUUACUUAGAUCACUCAAAAAAUUCUCUAAUGCUCAUUUGCAGUCAGCUUCCCUCCACCCCAAAAACCAGCACUAUUCAACUACUGAUCUGCUUUCUGUGACUACAGAUUAGAUUUGACUUUUGUAAAAUUUCAAGUAAGUACAUCAUACAAUAUGUACUCCGUGUCUGAUAUUUUUUGUUCAGCGUAACACUUUUGAAAUCCACCUCUGUUGAGAUUCAUCCAUGCUACUAUAUAAUCAGUAAUUGUGUUCCUUUUUAUUGCUGAGUAUUAUUCUGUUGUUUGGAUAUUCCACAAUUAGUAGUUAUUCAUGUCUGUUGAUGGAUAUCUAGCUUGUUGAACAUCUAAAUUUUGAUCUGUUAUGAAUAAAGUUGCAUAUACUUAUGUCACAAGUC
This is a messenger RNA of Manis pentadactyla (Chinese pangolin), 5585 nucleotides long. RefSeq names its product tetratricopeptide repeat domain 33 (gene TTC33). The coding region runs from base 265 to 1053 and encodes 262 amino acids. The transcript is spliced from 5 exons. The record is from RefSeq and is a predicted model, not a curated record. Gene Ontology annotation, molecular function: protein binding. Lineage: Eukaryota; Metazoa; Chordata; Mammalia; Pholidota; Manidae.